This is a messenger RNA of Betta splendens (Siamese fighting fish), 3097 nucleotides long. RefSeq names its product ATP-binding cassette, sub-family B (MDR/TAP), member 9 (gene abcb9). The record is from RefSeq and is a predicted model, not a curated record. Gene Ontology annotation, molecular function: ATP hydrolysis activity; ABC-type oligopeptide transporter activity; ATP binding. The transcript has 12 exons. The coding region runs from base 361 to 2778 and encodes 805 amino acids. Gene Ontology annotation, cellular component: membrane. Gene Ontology annotation, biological process: transmembrane transport. Lineage: Eukaryota; Metazoa; Chordata; Actinopteri; Anabantiformes; Osphronemidae.
GGAUCUUCGUUGCCGGUGUCCACUUCACUGUCUGUCGGCUUCAGACUCUUAAAGUUUGGGACCCGGAAUUGGCCUCUUAGUGCAAUAUUUCAAGAUUAAUACACACAAAAAUGAAUAGAGACAAACAUAGUCAAUUAUUUGACGUCCACGCGGGCACCUGGCUGGAAUUGUAGGGUUUCAGCGUAAUAACAUGGGCUGACUGUGCUUCAACGCAACACAGCUCAGUGCUUGGUAAGCUAGCGGUUAUUGACAUGCUACAGUAGCUAAAGAUGUAGGCGUUGCACACUUCUGAAGCCACCACCUAGACACUCACCACCUACAGCAGGUGCUACCUCACGCCGGAAGCAGGACUGAGUCACCAUGGGCACCAAAGUGGCUGUGUGCUGCACUCUAUUAUACAUCGUACUGGAUGUUAUCACCACCACUGUUCUGUAUACAAGAGGACUGCACUUGAUCACAUUUAAAGAGGAUGUGCUGGACUUCAACAUCCUCCAAUCAAUGUUGGAAGUCUGGGGGACUAUGCUGCUUCGAGCCUCCCUCCUUCUGGGAGCUUCAAUAGGGUUGUUAUGGAACAAGGAUGAUGGCCCAUCGCGGGUUUCUAAACUUACCACCUUCAUCCUCCUUAUCUGCAUGAUUAUCAUCAACUAUGUCCUAGCCAAACUGCUGAUGCUGACAGAGCUGGAUUCUCUCAUCCACCAGCCUUGGCAACUAAGCUUGAUAUGUUGGACUUGUGCCUCCUCUGUGGGUGUCAUACUACUCUGGAGACAGUUAGGGAAGGAGUCCAACUCAGUGACGAGUCAUGACAGCAGGAGCAGUGGAGGAGCAGUGGAGGAGGACACUGAGAGGCUUGUAGACACAGCUGGUGAGGAGGACCAGGAGGUCGGGUGUGAAAGUCGAAAAAAGAGGAAGGAGAAGUCAACCAGCUCUGGUGCUACAAUAGGACGUCUGUUAAAGUGCUGCAAACAGGAUGCUGAGCUGUUGUCUGUAGCCACCUUUUUCCUUCUCAUCGCUGCUGUGUGUGAAGCUUUCAUACCAUACUACUAUGGAAAGGCCAUAAACAGCAUUGUGGUUGACCAGAGCAUGGAGCACCUUGCUAAACCUGUGCUCCUAGUAUCAGUACUGGCCUCAAUAAGUUCAUUUGCAGUAGGAGCGCGUGGAGGAGUCUUCACCCUAACAUUUGCUAGAUUAAACCUUCGGCUCAGGAAUCUUCUGUUUCGAACUCUGAUGGUGCAGGAAAUAGGCUUUUUUGAUAAAAACCAUACAGGCGACAUUCUUUCACGCCUGUCAGCUGACACUACGCAAGUGAGUGACCUCAUCUCUCAGAAUGUCAACAUAUUUCUGAGUGGCAUGAUCAAGAGUGCUGGCAUCUUCAUCUUCAUGUUCAAGAUUUCCUGGAAGCUCACGGUGGUCUUCCUUAUGGGAUUUCCAUUUGUUUUGCUAAUCUCCAGUUUUUAUGGCGAAUACUACAAGAAAUUGUCCAAAGAAGUGCAAACAUCUCUUGCAGAAGCCAAUAAAGUUGCAGAGGAAACUAUUUCAUCCAUGAGGACAGUAAGAAGCUUUGCCAAUGAGUGUGGGGAGGCCAGCUCCUACCACACGAAACUCUUAGUCAUGUUCCAGCUCAACAAGAAACAAGCGUUUGCUUAUGCCUGCUACAUGUGGUCUAGUUGUUUCUCAGAGCUUGUUCUACAGAUUGCCAUCCUCUACUAUGGUGGCUACCUUGUAGUUUCCAGUCAGAUAGUUACUGGUGACUUGAUUGCUUUCUUUAUCUACCUGCUUGAUCUGGGAGAAAGUCUAGAGAGUAUUGCAUCAGUGUACACAGGCCUCAUGCAAGGAGUGGGAGCUGCUGAGAAGGUUUUUGAGUAUGUGGACAGAAAACCUAAACAUCCAGCUGAUGGCACCAAUGCUCCAGAUACAUGUACUGGUCUUGUUGAAUUUAAAGACAUCACAUUUGCCUACCCAACACGUCCUGACAUUGAUGUUCUCAAGGGAGUGUCCUUCUCUUUGCGGCCUGGAGAAGUCACGGCCCUUGUGGGACCUUCUGGCAGUGGAAAGAGUUCCUGUGUGAAUUUGCUUGAAAACUUCUACCUCCCUCAUCAGGGCCAGGUGCUACUGGAUGGGAAGCCUGUCAACACCUUUAGCAAUGAAUAUCUCCACUCCAAGGUAGCUCUUGUUGGUCAGGAGCCUGUGCUGUUUGCCCGGACAGUAGAGGAAAACAUCACUUAUGGCCUGACUGAUAUCCCCAUAGAGACUGUUGUGCAGGCAGCUAUCAAGGCUAAUGCUCAUGACUUCAUCACCAGUCUCCCAAAUGGCUAUAAGACAUGUGUUGGAGAGAAAGGAACCCAAUUAUCAGGGGGGCAGAAACAACGUGUGGCUAUAGCAAGAGCUCUUAUUCGUAAUCCACGUGUCCUUAUUCUGGAUGAGGCUACGAGUGCUUUGGAUGCAGAAAGUGAACACAUUGUUCAACAGGCUCUGAACAACAUCAUGAAGGAGCAUACAGUGUUGGUGAUUGCACAUCGGCUCAGCACAGUGGAGAAUGCAGACAACAUCAUAGUAAUUGACAAGGGAUGUGUGACUGAACAGGGAUCUCACAGUCAGCUAAUGGCCAACAGGGGACUAUACUGCAAGCUAGUGCAGAGGCAGAUACAGGGCAUUGUGGCACAUGCAGAGGUUGAUCCAUCUAAAAAUGCAAGCUGGAAGUUUGAUAAGGGGCAUCAGCAAAAAAGACAAAGCAGCAGCAGUGACAGUGAGCCUGAGUGCAAUGUUCGAUACUGGAAAUGAAAUGUGUAUGACUAAAUUAUAUUAGGUUGUUUCGAUAGCAUAUAGGAAAAUUUUCACGGUAUUCACUAACUCUCAGAAAGCCUCAAAACACUGCACAGAAUCCUGGUAAAUGUCAAUGAGUGAGCAGUGAUCAAGAUAAUAAUGAUCAUUGACUUGUACGUAAAAUAUGUUGCUGUUGAUUCAGUUAGACUCAGUAUAUUUAUAUACUGUAGCGCAAGUUUGCAACAAAAGUUAUGUCAAGGAACUUUAAAAAGUUAGCUUUAAGACCUUUGAAUUGAAAAAUGCAACUUGAAAUAAAAAAGUUGAAAUGGCACAAGCA